AUGCUUGCGCGGUUCCUGUACAAGAACAAUGUCACCGCCAUAGACCUCGACAGCCCUAUGCCUGCUCACGUGGAUAUACCUCGGUUGAGGGAAGGCAAAGUAGGAGGGUUCUUCUGGUCGGUCUAUGUCGGCUGUGCCGACCCACAGGAAGAAGGAAAAGAUUUCAUUAACGCUACUUGGCGUGUUCGCGAUACUUUGGAACAAAUUGAUGUAGCCCGUCUCUUAAUUGACAAGUAUCCCGAGACCUUUCAAUAUGCUGCUACUUCCGAGGACGUAAAAACUGCGAUUCGCAGCGGCAAGAUAGCCAGUCUUUUGGGCGUAGAAGGAGGACACCAACUCGGCAACUCGUUGGCCGUGCUAAGACAGUACCAUGCAUUGGGCGUCCGUUAUAUGACUUUAACUCACACCUGCCACAACGCCUUCGCAGAUUCUUGCGGCAUGGCACCAGGGAAGAAACCCCUGCAUCAUGGGUUGAGUGCGUUCGGCCGAUCGCUAAUCGACGAGAUGAACCGACUAGGAGUAUUAGUUGACUUGUCACAUACUUCGGAUGAUACAGCAAGACAGGCCCUUCAAUAUUCCAAAGCGCCGGUCAUAUGGUCCCAUUCUUCCGCCAGAGCUGUUCAUGAUGUACCACGCAACGUUCCGGACGAUAUCCUUGCGUUAAUAGGCCCCGGUAAAGGCCAGAACGAUGCCGUUGUUAUGGUCAAUUUCGCACCGGCGUUUGUAGCCAAGCCAGACGAGGCCAACGUCGAAACAGUAGCCAACCACGUCGACCAUAUUGCCCAAAUAGCAGGUAAAGAACACGUUGGGAUAGGAAGCGACUUCGAUGGCAUAGGCGACACUCCAAAAGGAUUAGAAGAUGUCUCACAAUAUCCAGCUUUGAUUGCCGAACUAUACAAACGUGGAUGGAAUAAGUACGAACUUGCAGGGCUUACCGGGGCUAACUUCCUUCGCGUCUUCGAAGGGGCGGAACGUGUGGCCAGGGACAUUCAGAUAUCUGGCCGGCGUCCUAACUUCGAUCUAUACAAGAAAAGGCCGGAUCUCUAG
Pleurotus ostreatus (oyster mushroom) is the source of this 1047-nucleotide messenger RNA. RefSeq lists its product as uncharacterized. Bases 1 to 1047 code for a protein of 348 amino acids. The transcript has 9 exons. Lineage: Eukaryota; Fungi; Basidiomycota; Agaricomycetes; Agaricales; Pleurotaceae. Gene Ontology annotation, biological process: proteolysis. Gene Ontology annotation, molecular function: metallodipeptidase activity. The record is from RefSeq and is a predicted model, not a curated record.